This is a messenger RNA of Hemicordylus capensis (graceful crag lizard), 3762 nucleotides long. It is a transcript of the gene TTC29, whose product is annotated as tetratricopeptide repeat domain 29. The record is from RefSeq and is a predicted model, not a curated record. The coding region runs from base 29 to 1348 and encodes 439 amino acids. Gene Ontology annotation, molecular function: protein binding. Lineage: Eukaryota; Metazoa; Chordata; Lepidosauria; Squamata; Cordylidae. The transcript has 10 exons.
AUAAAAUGUUCUUUGCCUAAGGAAGCAUAUGAUCAAAGGCAGAGAUGCCAUAGAUCGUUAUUUGGCCAUGCAUAUCAAAGGAUUGUCAAAACAAGAGGCUGCUGCUUACCGGAAUUCAUACAAGAAGAACAUCUGCAUAGACAUGCUGCGACAGGGUUAUCACAAGUCUUUCGCCGAGCUCUUUACUCUGAUAGAGAAUUGGAAUGCCUUGAGGGAGGCUUCAGGGCCUGGGUCAGCCAUAUGGCUGGAGAAGUCCCUAGAGGAGCAGCCUGAUAAGCUGGAUCAGCUUCACUACUUCCUGACCAGGGCUGAGGCAGCCCAGCGAUCAGAAUACUAUGAAGAAAUGUACAUUAACCAACUCAGUUUGGCCUAUUGCUUCAACAAACCUGAAGACAGGUGGUUAAGGAAUUACUUCUAUGAACAAUGCUAUAAAACUGCUCAACUGAUUAUAAUUGAUGGUGGGAAGAGAGAAGCUGAAGCACAUUCAAAUAUGGGCCUUGUUUAUGAGGAACAAGGUCAUUUCCUGAAAGCUGUAGAACAUUAUGAAGCAUUCUAUCAACUGACAGUGGGACGGGUAUGGAAAGAUGAUACAGGCCGGACUUUCACUUCGCUAGCCUGUGAGCAUCUCUGGAGAAUUUACACAUUACUAGCAGACAAAAUGCUAGAAAAUAAAGAACACCACCAAGCCAUCAAAACUCUAAUAAAAGCUUUUGAAAUGGCAAAAGAAGCAAAUGAUAAGAAGAUGGAAGGAGAAGCUGCCUACUGUUUAGCUCUAACAUAUCAUUCAAUUGGAGAUAAAAAGACAGCUGUAUUGAACCUAAAUACCUACCUGGAAAUAUCCAAAAUGCUGGGAGACUAUACUGGUCUAGCGAGGGCAUUCCAAGCUUUAGCCCAGGUCCUCUUAAGUCUGGGAGAUGUGGAUGAAGCUAUUAACUACAUGGACAAGUUUAUGUAUAUUGCCAAGAAAGUUCAGCUGAGCCAAAACCUGGUGGAUGCAUGUACAUUUCUUGGAAACAUUUACAAUGAGAGAGGGAACUACACAAAAGCCUGUGAAUAUUUUGAUCAGGCAUUCAGUACAGCAAAUGCUCUUGCUGAUGUGACCCUAGUGGAUGAAACAAAGGUAUAUUGUGGCAUUGGAAAAGCGCACAACAUGAUGCUGAAAGUUAAUGGUCGUACAGAAGCUGCGGAUAACAACAGCAUCAAGUACCUGCUGGCCUGGAAGGAGAACAGAAGUGACAUGUGCACUGACCCUUUUACAGUUGACUUUAUGAAGCUGAAUCCAUUAGGGGCUGAGUCAAAGUGUAAUGAAAUAAAGGCAACAACUGACAUGAUGGAAACCCUGGAUUAGGUUUCCUGCUAGUCAAAGCUCAGCUGUCAUGGCCUGCGUGUCAAGUUAGGAGUCUUUGGGGAGGCUCCUGAGUACAUGUGGAUGUGGUGUGUGUGUGUGUGGUUUUUUUGCGGCUGCAUUACAGCAGUUCUCUAAAGCAGGCAGGAAUUACAUAGGAAAACAAAAAUUAAGAAUUAAACAGAGCUGCUCAAAGCAGUUCAGUGGAGAAAACUGUAUUUGGCCAUACAGUCCUUUUCUAGCCUGCCAGUUCGCUAUCAUCUGCCUAGCAGUUUUGCUUUGUGUUCUUCCAUGCCUGAGAGUAUAGACUACAUGAAAAAGAAACUGCUUUGCAGAAUGCAGAGCACACUAGGCUGGUUGUACACUAGAAUUAUUACCAGAAUUCAGCGUAAAGGAAUGCCAGUCUGCAGACAGGUGCCCAGUGCUUUAAAUAUACUGGAUUGUUCACAAUAUAAUCCAUUUGUAGAACCUGUCCAGGACCAUGCCUGAAAACUGCAGUUUUGGGGUUCUGCCAGCUGCAAGAUGUCUGAAUCUUGACCUGAUUCAGGCCAGAAUUCAUAUUUUUCCUCCUAUGAGACAAUCUUAGAUGGUGGUCCAGACUGGUUCCUGAUGUGAAAGUUGAGAAGGCUGACACAUUCACUUUGCAUAUAAUGGAUAGUGUACUGUGUAGGGCUCUGGGUUUGAGUGCUGAAGAUGGAUAUGCCAAAAGGAUGGUGGCACAGACUUGGAGAAUUAAAGCAGCCCUGUACAAAAUAUUUAGCCCACCUACACAUACAAGAUAGGGUAUCCCAAGGAGGGAUAGGAAGUCCUGCUUCUCACUUAAGAAGCAUUGUUACUCACUCGCAAGUGAACAAAUUAAAAUGAAAUCUGAAUUCAGUAAAAAAAAUAAAAUAAAACCUCCAGUUGCUACAGGACAUGACUCUGCUGUCCCCUUGCGAACAUAAAAUGUGAAAUGACACACUACUUAUCAAGAGAUCAGCACAGAGAAUUCUGGUCAUCUUUAAAUGGCUGUUUUUUGGUCCGUCCUAGGCAACCACUCAGGGGCGGCCCAAGGUACUGUGGCAUCUGAGACAAGGUGCCAAACACUGCCUUCAACCACAACCCUGGUGUGGGCCAGUCCACUUUCAAAACUGAACCUUGCAAGCUUUGAACAUAGCACAGAGGGCAGAGAGGAGAGAAGGUUGCCAGCAGCUUCCUUUUUUCUCCUUGAACCUUUUGCAAGCUCUGAAAGGAGUUUGAGGAGAGGCCGGCCUUGCAAAAAUCAGAUCAGCCCUGAAGAGUUACUCUGAUGCUGGUAGAAGGAGAUGUUGCUGCCGCCCUGCUGAUGACCCAGUAAUCUGCCACCUGACAUGACUGUCACACCUUGCCUAAUGAAAGAACCACCCCUGCAAUCACUCUAAAGUGUUACGUCUUCAGUUGCCAUUACCAGAAGCAGCAGGACACUCUCGGACAUUAUUUCCCUUGCAGACAAAGCUUCCAUGGAAACUAUGGAGUUUUGGAGGUAUUGCUUUUCCUCUCUUCUCCCUCGGUGGAGACUACAUGCCCAUUUUCAUUUCCUGUCCAUAUUAGGAAAGAGGGCUAAUUGGUACUGCUAAGAAAAUGAUCCCACACUGCAAAAAUGAAUGGAUACCAAUGGAACAAUUGGAUAGCAUCAAAAGGUGCCUUUUUCCUCCCUAAAGAGCUUACCUGCAGGAAAACCAACUCUUUUGUAAGGUUCAGUGACAGGAACUCUGCUCUGCUCUGAAAGCAUCAGAGCCUUCAACCUGCUUUCCCCACACUUCCUUACCCUGAAGGGAUGCACUUAAGGCUAAUGCUCCUUAAAAGCUUUAAAGCAAAACUCUGGCCUUACAGAAAAUCUCCCUGGCAUCCUGUUUGUUGCAGAUGCAUUGCUGAAUUUUCUCUGCUUUGCUGCUUCAGUUCUGUGGCCAGAAGAUACCUUUUGCUCAGAUCUUGGAAAGACCAGUUUCUAAGCAGAAAACAGUAUGAUGUCUACAAUCUCAUAUGGCAAACAGUUCAUGAGCCACUAAAGGCAGUAUCACUGAAAUUGCCACAGCAAAUGUUUCUAGCUUCAAAAGGGCACCAGCAUGAAGUCUAUUCAUGAACUAAAGGCAAACACAAGCAUCCUGUGGCAGGAAGAAUGCAGGAUCUGAUUUUAGAAGAGACUUGUGUAGUAAAUUCUCCAGAAUUUUCCACAAAAGAGAGGUCUCUGUUGGUGUGGAGGAAUCCGGUGUGGUGACCCCAAACCUAUUCCUAAUAUUAAGAUUUUUUAAAACACAGAAACUUGAAGUUGAAUGUAUCUAGCUUGAAUGCUUUUAAUAGCUGUGCUUCCAAAAACACAAUUCAGAAAUUUAGCAACCAGUAGAAAACUUAUGAGGUGUAUUUAUCCAGCCUUUGUCUUAGAGCAAGACAGCGUGAGG